AUCAGGAAAUGGGUGGGGUUCACACAACAUUGAUUUGUACUCUACUAAGUCAGUGUUUGAUGCUGCCUACAUUACAACGUUAUGACGGGUAGGAGUGGGAACUUAAGCUGGUGGAGUCAUUCCAAAACGGUAACUUUGAUCUGGCUCAUCUCUGCAUUCUCCUUCAUCACCUUGUUCCACAUGGUCCUCCACAACUCAUUACAAUCUCUUUCAUCAACUUCUUCGGAUUCUUCCAAUUCAAACAUGGAGCAAAGAUCCAAGUUAUAUGAGAAGAUGGCAAGAGAUCUGGAUGAGCAUGGAGCUGCUUUUCUGAAACAUGGUGAAACAUCUCAGUCAUUGUCCCUUUCAGAUAUCUUCACCCUUAAGGAUGGAUCUGUAACGCCUGUAUUAAAGCCUGCAAAUCCUCCAGUGCGAGCUAAUGUUUUGUAUUUGAGCACUGAAUUCUCUGUCCCCAUCGCGGAGGCUGUCAACAAUAUUUUUAAUCCAUACUUUGAUAAAGCAAUCUGGUUUCAGAACUCUAGUCUGUACCAUUUUAGCAUGUUCCAUGCCUCCCACCAUAUUGUACCUGUACCCGCCACCAAAGAAGAGAUAGAAGCUGAAGCAUCUUCUGUGGAAGCUGUUGCUGCAACUCUCUGCCCUUUGAAAAUUGUUUUGGAUAGGGUUGUUUUGACUUCAACCGGGGUGCUCCUGGCUUGCUGGCAGGUCAUCUCAGGGACAGAUCCCAUAACCAUUCGUUCUAAGUUGAAGAAUGUGCUUCCACAUGCACCACAGAAGCAACUUUAUGAUGCUGCAAUUCUCCACACGUCAUUGGCAAGGCUUUUGGGUCCACCUAAAGCAUCAUCGCCUACGGAACUGCCUAAAACGUCCAAUGAUGUCCAAUUUUUCCACGAGCUAGUUAAUCAACUUAACCGUCAGAUCCGUGGAUUCAAGGCUGUGGUGUCAGAACUCUGGUACGUGGAGGAAUAUGAUGUGCUUGCCCUUGCGCUAAAUGGAAGAAUGAACAUUCGCAAAUUCAAACUCGGGUGCUCAAGAGAAUGAAGCUAGUAGUCUUACACGCACGCGUUUUAAAUUAGUGACUGCAAGCAUAUGCACUAACGGGUAAAAGAACAUACUAUGCAGAAGUCACCAUGAUGUUUUUCUUCUUUGAAUGAAUUAUUAAUGAGUCUAAAUGUAUGAUGUCAUAGAUGGCUAUAUUUUUAUUAUCAUAGAAUAAUGUUGUAUAUGGUCUUAAAUUUCUAUUUGUUAUGCGGUUAUCUUUGCUGAUAUCUGCCACUAGUGUUCUGAUUCCUGUGUCGUGAUGUCUACAAGCUAGAGUGGGCUUUUCACCUGGACUUUUUAAUGAAUUUUGUUGUUAAU
Molecule: messenger RNA, 1356 nt
Organism: Abrus precatorius (Indian licorice)
Lineage: Eukaryota; Viridiplantae; Streptophyta; Magnoliopsida; Fabales; Fabaceae
Exons: 10
Coding region: 82-1038 (318 amino acids)
Source: RefSeq, a predicted model, not a curated record